This is a messenger RNA of Carya illinoinensis, 1366 nucleotides long. RefSeq lists its product as uncharacterized. Bases 410 to 886 code for a protein of 158 amino acids. Lineage: Eukaryota; Viridiplantae; Streptophyta; Magnoliopsida; Fagales; Juglandaceae. The transcript is spliced from 3 exons. The record is from RefSeq and is a predicted model, not a curated record.
AAAUGGGUGCACUGGCUGCAGGGGCCUAGCUAAUGUUGUGGUUCGAGUGGCCAUGGGCUUGGCCACCUAGCUAGCUAGGUGUUAUAAUCUAAACCAAAGUUUUCAAUCUCCCCCCCGCCAUUUCUUGACCUCUAAUCUUUUUGAAGAUGAGGUGAAUCUAUCGUUUGGAUGUCUUGUGCUCUUUUGGCCCUUCACUUAGAUAUCUGUGGAUAACAAUACUUUUUUCUUUUUUCCUCUACAUAUAAGCUGCUAUGCACGCACCAAAUAUCUUCGAUCGAUCUCUACGGCCUUGCGCGCACUUCUUUGCAAUAUCAUUUGUUUGCUUUCUCGAUCGUUUCCUUCUGUCCGGCCUUUGUGUUUUUUAUCUCUUACCUAAUUUCAUCGUUUUGUCCACUUAUACUCAACAGAAAUGUACCUUAACCCUCACUUCUACCCUUGUUUGCAUUGCCAACCGCACAGCUACAUUAGAAUGGUUCAACAUCUUAUAGAAAGAUGCCUUCUCCUACACAUGAGUAGAGACCAAUGCAUAAAGGCACUUGCAGAGCACGCAAGCAUUAGGCCACUCGUCACACUUACAGUGUGGAGGGAGCUACAAAAAGAGAAUAAAGACUUCUUUCGAGCAUAUUUUCAUGUCACUUCUUCGAGAACCUUACCGAGUAAGACCCUCAUGAUCAUGUGCUUUUUCAUAUAUCUUGUUGCAUGGUUGCAUUCAUCAAUAGAUCAUAGUCUGAAAACUCUACAAAUUUUAGACCAAAGUCUGAGAACUCUACAAAUUUUGCGUCUGUUGUGUACUACUUGUGUACUACUUGCGAAGCUUUUUUGCUGGAUAUAUGACUAUGACUCGUGUGUGUGUGUGGUAAAAUAUUAUUACGUACAUAUACUGUAAGAAAGAUCAAUUACUGCUGAUGCUUGAUGGGUAUUUGGACUUUAUCCCUUAAUUUAUAUCAAUAUUUUUUAUUCCAUGAUCAUCAUCAUGAGUUUAACCCUAGCUUGGUACUUGACGAUAUUUUCUCAUAUUGCAAUGAUAUAAUCAAUAUUAUUUUACUUUUCAGGUAGAUAUAUUCAAAGGGAACCAAAAUUAGCAAGAAGGAGACAAUGGCAUUAGCUAUAUAUAUUAAAGAUAAAAUGUGGGGGGAGAUCAUAAGAUCGAUGAUCAUAAACUCAGAAGUUUAGAAACGUACAUUAAUUAAUAUUAUGGGGGUUUGAUAAAUGAAUCCCUAGCUAGCCAGUUAGGAUCUCCUCUAUUUCACUUGAAAUGAGUUAAUUCUAUCCAUCUUGUACGUACAAUGCGAAACAUAGUGGGACACUUUGUACGUUUUGGCUCUUAAAUUCGCGCUUAAUAUAUAUCAAUACUCUCUUCCAUGUA